Molecule: messenger RNA, 2597 nt
Organism: Corythoichthys intestinalis (scribbled pipefish)
Lineage: Eukaryota; Metazoa; Chordata; Actinopteri; Syngnathiformes; Syngnathidae
Gene: rtn4r
Product: reticulon 4 receptor
Exons: 2
Coding region: 416-1810 (464 amino acids)
Biological process (GO): positive regulation of Rho protein signal transduction
Cellular component (GO): plasma membrane; external side of plasma membrane
Molecular function (GO): protein binding; ganglioside GT1b binding; ganglioside GM1 binding
Source: RefSeq, a predicted model, not a curated record
CCUUCCUCCCCUCCAGCAUCACCACCGCGCACAUUGGCGCGCACCAUCCAUGUGCAUCCACACACUUUACCCCUUAUUUUACUUGGGAAUGGACAAGCGGAUAUCUGCUUUUAAAAACAUGGAUUCAAUCUUGCUUUUUCUUCUCUGAUUCUACUUUUCCCCCCUGCCCGCGCUCUCCAUAUUUCGGUGUCGACGGGUGUCUUGAGCGCGCCGUUCCCAAAACUGGAUGUUUAUUAGUGACUCUCGCCUGCAAAACGUCCUCAUGACUGAGCUCGGCUGCGGGCACAGACCGGGCUGCCCACUCGGGAAGACCCGCGGCUAAAGUUUGCAGGGGUUGCAGACUGGCCUGGAUUUGAGUGGAUAUCUGUCUCCAAACUGCUUGGAUUUACGCAGCUAUAACGUCCUGUCUUAAACCAUGAAGACCACUAUUGCCGAUGGGGGGCGGCUCCUGGUUCUGAUCAUGUGGCUGAACUUUGCACCUCAAAGCGACGGCUGCCCUGCGAAGUGUGUGUGCUACAUUGAACCACUGCCAACGGUGGCAUGCCAACAACAAGGACUCUUCUCCAUUCCUACUGAGAUACCUGUGCGGAGCCAACGAAUCUUCCUUCAAAGCAACAAGCUCACAGUUGUAAGAUCCACAAGUUUCAGCUCGUGCCAAAAUCUUACCGUCCUGUGGCUCUACUCUAACAACCUUAGCCACAUAGAGGCUGGUGCUUUCUAUGGUUUGGAGAAACUGGAAGAACUGGACAUUGGGGACAAUAGUAAUCUUCGCACAAUCAGUCCCACAGCCUUCCGAGGGUUAACUAAACUGCACACGCUUCACCUGCACAGGUGCGGUCUUUCAGAGCUGCCCGUCGGGGUUUUCCGAGGAAUGUUUUCCCUACAGUACCUUUAUUUGCAGGAUAACAACAUUCUGACCUUGCAUGAUGACACUUUUCUGGACCUUGCCAACCUUACCUAUCUCUACCUGCACAAUAACAAGAUCAAGAUAGUGACUGACAACAUGUUCCAUGGUUUAAUCGGUCUCGACCGUCUGCUGCUUCACCAGAACCGUGUCGUAUUUGUUCAACCAAGGGCUUUCAGUGAUCUGGCCAAGCUGAAAUCCCUGUUUUUAUUUUUCAACAAUCUGACAGUCUUGUCGGGGGAAACGAUGGAUCCGCUCACCAGUCUCCAGUACUUGCGCUUAAAUGGGAACCAGUGGAUUUGCGACUGCCGGGCCAAAACCUUGUGGGAGUGGUUCAAACGUUUCAAGGGUUCCAGCUCUGAGUUGGAGUGCGAUGUUCCAGAAUUCUUGGCAGGAAAAGACCUGAAACGACUGAAAAGCGAAGACUUGGAGGGAUGUGUAGAAACACCGCAAAUCCAGACCAAUCUCUUCACCUCCAAGGCCCAGUCCGGAAAGUUCCCUUCCACUGAAAAUCCUCUCGGUGAUACGAUGCCACGGUGUUGUCUGGGAGAUAACGACAAGUCUUCUAUUCUGUCUGGCAAGAGUCGCCAAAUUAUCAACAACCCCCUGAAGGAAAAGGAAAAUAUGUCCAAGACGAAAUUUAAAGAUCCUGAAAGAACGAAAAAUGACACCCAGAACAAGCAGAACGACGGCCCUCUCGGAACCUUAUCCAACACCCUGGACAAGACUUUAGAAAAUAUGAACCCUAACCUAAUAGACACUCUAGAAUCAUCUACAACCUCAAACAAAAAGAAAAAGAAGUGCUCCAAAAAGCCCAGAUCAGACACCCACUGCAUUAAAGCCCGGGGCGCUACGUUGCAAGUGCUGCGCUUUCUCCUCAUUCCUACGAUCUGGAUCUCUCUCUAGCCAUGUCUUAGAACUCCUGAUAUCAUUCUAAAUGCAGAACUGAAGAUUGUGGAUGCUCAUGACAAUGAUAAGAGAUGACACAGUGGCAUCUACAACAGAUAGUGACUGAAAAGCGAGUUGCUACGAGGACAAGCCGAGAUGAUGAUAGAGUACAUUUAACAAAAUGGAUGCCUUUACAGAACAUUACAGAAUUGAUGUAUAUAAUGAAUCGGUGCCCAAAAUUGUUUGUUCUAUAUGUACUGAACUGUUCUGUGUCUAAGCUACGUUUUGGAGAUUUCCUUCCUCAUUUCCCCUUAAACGCUUCUAGAGACCACCAAGAAACAGAGUUUUAAAGAUAUAAAAGAAAUCCCACACGGUAAGCACACGACGAAUGUUGGGUCCAUUUAAAAAGGAACCCCUGCCCCCGAUUAUUUAUUGAAAGUGAUGCAUCUGUUGGGUAAUGUUGUUUUUUGUUUAAAACAAAUGUUGUUUUAUCUUCCUCCAGUUUGUUUUAUUUUCAUGAAAGAAAGGAUAUAUGGGUAGCAUUUGCCAAACGGAUGCUGUCAAUUUGUUUAUUGCAAUGGAACCAUAGAUAUGCAUUUUAUUUUAAUUGUGUACAAGUAUGAAUAUAUGAAUAAAAGUUAUUUCGUAGAUAUUUUUUUUAAGUUUGGUCUUUUUUUUAGGUAGGUUAAUUCCGCAAGGAUACAGUUUCUUUGAAUGUUGCCAAAUAAAUGUUUUACUCUUAAAUCAUUCACUGUUAUUGAUGACAAUAGACGUCUAAUCCAUUUUGCUGGCUGUGCAAGGGCGU